Molecule: messenger RNA, 3772 nt
Organism: Grammomys surdaster
Lineage: Eukaryota; Metazoa; Chordata; Mammalia; Rodentia; Muridae
Gene: Mov10
Product: Mov10 RISC complex RNA helicase
Exons: 20
Coding region: 412-3465 (1017 amino acids)
Molecular function (GO): RNA binding; 5'-3' RNA helicase activity
Source: RefSeq, a predicted model, not a curated record
UCGCGACUUCAAGCCCAGGCACAAAGCCAGGCUAAUUGAUCUCGGGAGAAGGAUCCUUUCCCUUCCUGCUUGGUUCCACCUGCACCCUUUGACUUCCGGUGGAAACUGCUGUCCGAUCCGCUACCUUGCCCACACUCUGGACAUCUCUGCUCUCUCUGGCCCCUUUCUCAGCCCUCUCCACAGUCUGGGCCCUGUCCCUUCCUAUGAGCCGUCUUUUCCAGCUUCCCCUGAGCCUUAGUUCUUUCACUGCACUUUUUUUUUUUUAUUGUCCCAAAAAGUUCCCCUUUUUUUUUUUAAAAAAAAAAUCUGUUUUUCUCUCUGUCUUCCCUCAGUCUUCCCAGCCAAUAGCCCAAUGUUGGGCUUUUCUCCACAGUGCUGUUUAAGCUGAUUAUUUUGUGUUGGAAAGCCCCAAUGCCUUGCUUUAAGUUGUUAAAAAUUCCUACCAUCCCUAGCCAGAGUUUCUGCCAUGAGUCCUGUCCUGCCUGGAAGCAGGGCUGUUGUGUCCCUGCACAAAGCAGCCCUCAGGCCUUCCCCAGCGUCCUCUCCACAGCCUUCCUUCACUUCCAAGUAUCCUCUGCUUCUGGCAGCUAUGGGACCCCUGCCCCUGGCUUCUCCUCCAUGCUGUAUGGAAUGAAGAUUGCCAAUCUGGCCUUCGUCACCAAGACUCGGGUCAGGUUCUUCAAACUAGACCGCUGGGCUGAUGUGCAGCUGCCAGAAAAGAGGAGAAUAAAGCCAGGAUCAAACAUCAGCAAACAACACAGAUCCCUGUUGGCUAGGGUCUUUCACGACAGGGCUGAAUAUCUUCAUGGAAAGCAUGGGGUAGACGUGGAAGUCCAGGGUCCCCAUGAAGCCCGAGACGGACAGCUCCUUAUCCGCCUGGAUCUGAACCGCAAGGAGGUACUAACCCUACGGCUUCGGAAUGGAGGAACCAAGCCUGUCACCCUCACUCAUCUAUUCCCACUGUGCUGGACGCCCCAGUUUGUCUUCUACCAUGGAGAACAGGACCUGCCCUGCCCACUGGGCCCAGGUGAAAGCUAUGAUCUCCAUGUCUACUGUAAGACCAGCAUUGUAGGUUACUUCCCAGCCACUGUCCUCUGGGAACUGCUGGGACCCGGGGAGUCAGGAUCAGAAGGAGCAGAAACUUUCUACAUUGCCCGCUUCCUGGCUGCUGUUGCCCACAGUCCCCUGGCUGCACAGUUGAAACCCACAACUCCCUUCAAACGCCCCCCUCGGCUCACUAGAAACUCUGUGUUGACCAACCGCAUCGAGGAAGGAGAGAGGCCUGACCGAGCCAAGGGCUAUGAACUAGAGCUAAGUUUGGCCCUGGGGACCUAUUACCCACCCAUCCGCCUCCGACAACUGCUCCCUACCCUUCUUCAGGGACCAAGUAUCUUCACUUCCCCAAAGGAGGUCGCUGAGAUCAAAGCCCAGUUGGAGACAACCCUGAAAUCCAGGAACUAUGAGGUGAAGCUCCGGCUACUGCUGCACCUGGAGGAGCUGCAGAUGGAGCAUGACAUCCGGCACUAUGACCUGGAGUCGGUACCCAUGACCUGGGACCCUGUGGACCAGAAUCCCAGGCUGCUUACGCUGGAGGUUCCUGGUGUGACAGAGAGCCGUCCUUCAGUGCUGCGGGGUGACCACCUUUUUGCCCUUUUGUCCUCUGAGACCCACCAGGAGGACCCUGUCACCUACAAGGGUUUCGUGCACAAGGUGGAACUGGACCGUGUCAAGCUGAGCUUUUCUCCAAGCCUCCUGAGCCGAUUUGUGGAUGGGCUGACCUUCAAGGUGAACUUUACCUUCAACCGCCAGCCCCUUCGGGUCCAGCAUCGGGCCCUAGAGUUGACGGGGCGUUGGGUGCUAUGGCCCAUGCUUUUUCCUGUGGCCUCCCGUGGGGUCUCGCUGCUGCCCUCAGAUGUGAAGUUCAAGCUGUAUGAUCGGAGUCUGGAGUCGAACCCUGAGCAGCUGCAGGCCAUGAAGCACAUUGUGAGGGGCACCACCCGGCCUGCCCCCUACAUCAUCUUUGGGCCUCCAGGUACUGGCAAGACUGUCACAUUAGUGGAGGCCAUCAAGCAGGUAGUGAAGCACUUGCCCAAAGCCCACAUCCUGGCCUGCACUCCAUCCAACUCAGGGGCUGACCUCCUCUGUCAGCGGCUCCGGGUCCACCUGCCCAGCUCCAUCUACCGUCUCCUGGCCCCCAGCAGGGACAUCCGAAUGGUACCUGAGGACAUUAAGACCUGCUGUAACUGGGAUGCUAAGAAGGGAGAAUAUGUGUAUCCAGCCAAGAAGCACCUGCAGCAAUAUCGGGUCUUAAUUACCACCCUCAUCACUGCCAGCAGGUUGGUGUCAGCCCAGUUUCCCAUCGAUCACUUCACACACAUCUUCAUCGAUGAGGCUGGCCACUGCAUGGAGCCUGAGAGUCUGGUGGCCAUAGCAGGACUGAUGGAUGUCAAGGAAACGGGUAAUCCUGGAGGGCAGCUGGUGCUGGCAGGAGACCCUCGGCAACUGGGGCCUGUGCUUCGGUCACCACUAGCCCAGAAGCAUGGACUCGGCUACUCUCUGCUAGAGCGCCUACUCACCUACAACUCCUUGUAUAAGAAGGGCCCCAAUGGCUAUGACCCCCAGUUCAUCACCAAACUGCUCCGCAACUACAGGUCUCAUCCCACCAUCCUGGACAUCCCUAACCAGCUGUACUAUGAUGGAGAGCUGCAGGCCUGCGCAGAUGUGGUGGACCGAGAACGGUUCUGCCGCUGGGAGGGACUACCUCAACAGGGCUUCCCCAUCAUCUUCCAUGGUGUAAUGGGCAAAGACGAACGGGAAGGCAAUAGCCCAUCCUUCUUCAACCCUGAGGAGGCUGCUACAGUGACGUCAUACCUGAAACAGCUCCUGGCCCCUUCCUCCAAGAAGGGUAAAGCCCGCCUGAGCCCCCGAAGUGUGGGCGUCAUCUCCCCGUACCGGAAGCAGGUAGAAAAAAUCCGUUACUGCAUCACAAAACUUGACCGAGAACUUCGAGGACUGGAUGACAUCAAAGACUUGAAGGUGGGCUCGGUGGAAGAGUUCCAAGGGCAAGAACGCAGUGUCAUCCUCAUCUCCACCGUCCGAAGCAGCCAGAGCUUUGUCCAGCUGGACCUAGACUUUAACCUCGGUUUCCUUAAGAACCCCAAGAGGUUCAAUGUUGCUGUGACCCGGGCCAAGGCUUUGCUCAUCGUAGUGGGCAAUCCCCUCCUCCUAGGCCACGACCCGGACUGGAAAACGUUCCUGGAGUUCUGUAAAGAAAACGGGGGAUAUACCGGAUGCCCCUUUCCUGCCAAACUGGAUCUGCAGCAGGGCCAGGACUUGCUCCAAGGGCUGAGCAAACUCAGCCCCUCUACCUCAGGGCCCCGCCGUCACCAGAAUUUCCCCCAGGAGCGGGAGGGUGAAGGGUGCCUGCCCUUACAAGUGGAGCCAGAGUGGAGAAAUGAGCUCUGAGGGCACAGUGCCCGCCUUCUCACACCAGCCAAGCCUUAUUGCUGCCUAUCCCUGACCCAGAACCCAGCUCACCUGUCCCUGCACGAGAUGGGAAGGCUGGGAAGUUUACAGCCCAGACCAUUCUGCCCCUUCCUCUGCUAGGGAAGACAACCCAAGCUGCUAAAACUUGGAGGAAUGGGGCGGAAGAAAGCUUUUGUACCUUCUCCUUUGCAGUGCUGGGGACUGAACCCCAGAGCCUCAAAUAUGCUAGGCAAGCGCUCUACCGCUGAGCUGCUCUAAGAAAAACAAAAUGCUGUUCUAUGCAAAA